GAUAAUGAUAAGUCCUUGGGUAAAAAUUAUGGUCCACCACAGAACUCUCAAGUUGCUAAUUAUAGAAUGGCUUUAACAAAGUUCCCACUUUCACUGCAUCCAAAAAAAUGGACUAAGGAAGAAAGGGAAAAUCUUCAGAAGGGGAUAAGACAACAAUUUCAAGAAAAGGUGCUUCGAGGUUCAGUAGAUUGGUUCAGGUAUAUUCUUUCAUAAAGUUAUCAUUUGUUAUAUGCAACUCAUAUUCCAAAUAUAGUCAGUUGAACCCUACAAGCGUAUUUGUUGGCCUGAAUAUCCUGUAUGUGCACCUUGUGCAUCAGUUUGUUAGAGGGCCAUUACAACAGUGCUAAAUGUUCUUUUGGAAUUUAUAAAACAAAGUCAGAUGC
Rubroshorea leprosula is the source of this 383-nucleotide messenger RNA. NCBI's taxonomy places the organism in Eukaryota, Viridiplantae, Streptophyta, Magnoliopsida, Malvales, Dipterocarpaceae. The record is from the annotation of a GenBank genome assembly.